AUGCGAGAACUGCAAUGGGGUCAGAUCAACUUCCUGCACACAACAGAUACCCACGGCUGGCACGGCGGACAUCUGCAAGAGUCGCAGUACUCGGCUGACUGGGGCGACUACAUCUCCUUCGCCCACCAUCUUCGAAAGCAGGCAGACGAGAAGGGUGUCGAUCUAUUGCUUGUGGACACUGGCGACCGUGUAGAAGGAAACGGCCUAUACGAUGCGUCGACACCGAAAGGCGAAUAUACCUACGAUAUCUACCGAGAGCAGAAUGUCGACAUCAUUUGCACGGGAAACCAUGAGCUAUACCAGGCAGACACCGUGGAGCGGGAGCAUGACCGAACAGUCGUCAACUUCAAAGACACUUAUAUUGCGUCGAACUUGGAUUAUGUGGACCCAAAGUCUGGCGAGAGAACACCCAUGACUCGGCGAUAUCGGAAGUUCCAAACAAAGAACCAGAAGCUGAAUGUUGUGGCCUUCGGGUUCUUGUUCGACUUUACUGGCAACGCAAACAACAGUGCGGUGCAGCCCGUGGAGGAGACGAUCAAGGAAGACUGGUUUCAAGAGGCCAUCAGAGAGAAGCCUGACUUGUUUGUCGUGAUUGGUCAUGUCGGCAUUCGGAUGGACGAGUUCAAGGUGAUCUUCACAGCUAUCCGAAAACAGAAUUGGUUCACUCCGAUUACCUUCCUAGGCGGACAUGCGCACGUCCGCGACGCAACCUUGUACGACGCCAAAGCUUUCGCCGUAGCGAGUGGCAGGUAUUUCGAGACCAUUGGCUGGGUGUCCGUUGAUGGCAUCAAGAAGAGCGAUAAGGACAAGGACAAGAACAAGGAGGACGAUGUCACGACACAGGCUAUCAAGUUCAACAGACGCUACAUCGAUAACAACCUACUUGGACUCUAUCACCAUAGUGGCUUGAAUGAGACGACAUUUCCCACUGAGCACGGCCGCAACGUCUCGAAAAUGAUCACCGAAGGGCGCAAAGCAUUAGAUCUGGACUUCACGUACGGGUGUGCACCCCAGGAUUAUUGGAUGGCUAGGACCCCCUACCCCCACGACAACAGUAUAUAUAGCUUGCUUGAGAAAGAGGUCCUCCCUGGCGUCAUCGUCAAUGAGACCAAGGAUGCUCUUCCAAGGCUAGCUAUUAUCAAUACGGGAGCCAUCAGAUUUGACAUUUUCAAAGGGGCCUUCACCAGAGAUACGACAUACAUCAUCUCUCCAUUCUCGAGCAAGAUGGCGUAUGUGCCCGCUGUGCCAUACAAGGUCGCAAGCAAGGUCAUCAAGCUGCUGAACAGCGGCGGCAGGAUUUUCGAGGGCACCGGUCUAGACUCAAGGUAUCUAAUGAUGCCCGAGCAAUGGUCUCGGACUGAGUCAAUUGUCUAUCCAACAGUCGAGCCCGAUCUGCUUGGUGUGGUAGAAGAGGGCGAACAAAGACCACUAGGAGACGACUCAAAAGACGAACCAGAUCUUGUCGGAGGCUACACAACCAAGGACGAUAUUGGCAACGAUGGCGAUGACGCCGUCCAUUCGCCUCUCUCGUUCUAUGCACAGCCGAACUGCAUUCAAUCUGAGAUUGGGAUGCCUGAGGAUGGUGACCCGGAGAAAGUUGAUCUUGUCUUUACCGACUUCGUUCAGCCAUGGGUUCUUGUAGCUCUCAAGUUCAGUGGAGGUGACUAUAGCGAUAAAGACGUGAAGCUGUGGGAUGAUGCUCCUUUUACAGAUUUGUUGGCUGGUUGGAUCAAGAAGAAUUGGAAGGGAGAUUGUUAA
Messenger RNA from Phaeoacremonium minimum UCRPA7, 1758 nucleotides. RefSeq names its product putative ser thr protein phosphatase family protein. Gene Ontology annotation, molecular function: hydrolase activity. Gene Ontology annotation, cellular component: cytosol. The record is from RefSeq and is a predicted model, not a curated record. Gene Ontology annotation, biological process: nucleotide catabolic process. NCBI's taxonomy places the organism in Eukaryota, Fungi, Ascomycota, Sordariomycetes, Togniniales, Togniniaceae. Bases 1 to 1758 code for a protein of 585 amino acids. The transcript has 2 exons.